AGUAGAAUACGCUCUUAUGAAAAAGUGGACAUUAUUCACCGUCGUUGAAUUUACGUAAAGAUCAGCGCAAUUAUCUGUACAUGCUGUCAACGGCUAUUAUCAGCAGCACACCUUUGAAGAAGUCAACAUUCAAUAUUUUUCAUAGCCAGAAAAUUGUUUUCCAAAAACUAAUAAUUUAUUAAUUAUUGAAUUAAUUUAUCAAUUAAAAUAUGUCGGGCCAUUUUCAACCGCUUAGAUCCUCUCGCGUUUUGCGUAAAAUCAAGGAGAUCAGCCAACCCACCGGAGAACCAGUCAUAAUAAACCGAAAUCCAAGAAAUCUGGAGAGAUUGCGUAUUGCACAUAAACCCAACGGUUAUUUUUUGGAAAAACCUGGACGUUCGUUUUGGCAUAAGUUGGAGUUGACUGUAAGCGGACGUUACGUAACUGCAGAAGUCAGACAUUUUCAGAAUGGUCCUAUUGUCGGUGCGAGCACCUCGGAAUGGGCAAUAAAAAAGCAUCUCUACAAAACCACAGAUACUCCUGCUUUUGUGAAUCUUGCUCGAGUGCUGGCAAUGAGAUGCCUUCAGUCAGGCAUUACUGAAAUGGCUUGCAAUAUUGACGCCGUUGCCGGAGGUAAAGUUGAAAAGUUUCUGAAAACAUUGGAAGAAAAUGGAGUUAAGUUGCAAGAACCUGAACGAUACGUUGCGCCAUUGCCUUGGGAUGCUGUGCGGCAUGAAAAGCCAUGGGAUGUAUUAGAAGAUCACCUACAACCGGCACAACAGGCAAAGACAGAGGAAACACCUAAGAAAUAAACAUUUUUUUUCGUUUUUGUUUAGUAAUAAAUGUUACAUUUAUUCUAA
Molecule: messenger RNA, 839 nt
Organism: Bactrocera tryoni
Lineage: Eukaryota; Metazoa; Arthropoda; Insecta; Diptera; Tephritidae
Gene: mRpL18
Product: 39S ribosomal protein L18, mitochondrial
Exons: 1
Coding region: 210-791 (193 amino acids)
Biological process (GO): translation
Cellular component (GO): ribosome; mitochondrion
Molecular function (GO): structural constituent of ribosome; 5S rRNA binding
Source: RefSeq, a predicted model, not a curated record